CCCCGGCAGCCGCCGCCCGCCGCUCAGUGUCACCUCAAGCACCACAGGGCGCGGCCGCCUCCUUUUCCGCCGCCGCCGCCGCCGCCUUCGCUUCAGCUAUCAACCCGCCCCGCCGCUGCAGCCGCAGUGGUAGCGCCCGACUCCAGCUGACCGGCCUGGAAUCCCGGCUUCGAGCCCCGGCCUGGACCCUCCGCCUGGAGCUGCCCCUUCCUUCUUCCCUCGGCCCCGGCCCUGAGAUCCGCCGCCGCUGCUGCUGCUGCGGCCGCCAACGCCGCCGCCAUGGGAGACGCCGGCAGCGAGCGCAGCAAAGCCCCCAGCUUGCCGCCCCGCUGCCCCUGCGGCUUCUGGGGGUCCAGCAAGACUAUGAAUCUCUGUUCCAAAUGCUUUGCUGAAAAAAGAAAUCCACACAAUGAAACAGAUUUUCAAAAGAAGCAACCAGAUGAUGAGUCCACUCCCAGCACAAGCAACAGCCAAUCAGAUUUGUUCUCUGGAGAAACAAAUAGUGACAACAGUAAUACCUCCCUAUCUACGCAGACUGUUAACUCCAACCAGCAACUUUCGACAGAACUGAAUGUAACUUCACCGAGUAAAGAAAAAUGUGGGCCAUGCACAGAUACAGCUCAUGUCUCCUUAACCACAGCAACCAAAAGAUCCUGCGAUUCAGAUUCACAGUCGGAGAACGAGGCGUCUCCUGAGAAGCGGCCACGAUUACUGGAGGACAGUCAUGACAGGCCUGAAGAAAUUAGCCGUUCGAAACAGAAGAGCAGACGCAGGUGUUUCCAGUGCCAAACAAAACUGGAGCUGGUACAGCAGGAACUGGGAUCAUGUCGCUGUGGUUACGUGUUCUGUAUGUUGCAUCGCCUGCCUGAACAGCACGAUUGCACAUUUGACCACAUGGGACGUGGGCGUGAAGAAGCCAUUAUGAAAAUGGUGAAACUGGACCGGAAAGUGGGGCGGUCAUGCCAGCGCAUUGGCGAGGGCUGCUCCUGAGUUGCAAGACUCUCUACAACCAAAUGCCGUUCUCUUAGUUCACUAAUGUUAGCCUUAUUUAGGACAAAGUCAGCCAGACACCUUGUGCUGGGCAAGUUUCAGACUACAGCCAAUCAAUUUCCUUUCUUUAGCCAACCAUCCUGGUACUGUAGUUUAGGGGUUAAUGGUGAUUGACAUUGAUUUCUGGCUGGUUGUUAAGGUGCCUACUAGCCACCAUAUUAAAAAUGAAAAACAAAAACAAAAACCAUGAAGAAAUAUUUUUGAGCAUGGCUAGUGGAUUUUAACAGAAUUCUAAAGGCUUCUAUUGUUGCAGGAGUCAAGCUCUUAAAAAAAGAAAAAAAAAGCCUUAUGCUGGUAAGCUUCCAGCAGCUGAGUAGAAACUGAUGUAAAAGACUGCAAUGUGCACACCUGUCUGGAAGAAAGUACCCUUAAUAGCCUGGUUUUCUUAUCCUCACUUCUAGCUAACCUUGAAGGGGUGAAACUCUGCUUAGAGCUGGCAGUGUAGCUGCUGAACCUAGAAGACCUAAAUGGUUGCUCAUUCCAUCUUCACGUGUGUCUUCUGAGGUUAGGUAGCGUCACCAGCAUCAGGGAAUCUCUCUGGGUGGGAACAUCUUCCGGGAAGUCAAAAAGAAGGGGACAGAUUCUUACGACAACUUUUUUUAUCAAACACAUUACAGGGAAACUGUUUCUUCACUUAGGUGGAGGAUGGUGAUGAUAUUGCUUUAAAGUUAGCUCCAUUCCUGGAACAAGCAGUAAGCGGUGUGCAUUUUUCUACGCAGCAUCGACAACAUUUCUGAAGCAGUUUGUUUGGAUUCCACAUGCCAACCAUUGUGACUGUUUUCCCAUCGGCCAAAACCUGAUUGGCUCUUGUUUGCCUUUUGCUAAGUGCAGGUAUCUGUUAAUUGAUCAAAUAAGGCUAAUUUCACAGCACAGUAGCCAUGGCCGGAUCCUACAGACUGACUUUCUGUAGUUAGACUUAUAUUGAGGGGGUAAAGGACAUUUUGUAGCAAACAGAAUUCAGUAACAAUAUUGGGGGAACAACCAGGAAAAUCACCCCGUAUUGAAUUGAGUUUGUAUGCCUCACUUCCAGUGGUGUUAAGGAGAUAAUCAAACGGGCUGUUCCAGCCUUGUGACUAUGCAGCUCUCAAUGAAGGCCUCUGCCCAUCACCUGUGGCAAAGCAAAUGAUGAUGAAAUGCAUUGCUUAGAAUUGGGACUCUCCAGAUUUGUUCUUUAAUGCUCCAGUUCUGUAUUGUGGUCUGUCUUAUCUCAUUGAGCCAAACUGCACCAUCCUUAGCGUGCAGUGGUGAGAAAAUGGCAGUGUCUGUUUGCCUCCAGCUACUGGCAAAGAUUCUGUAAGGAAGAAGAAUUAUUUAAUGGUGGUGGCCCUAUGUGGAGUCUUUGCUCCCCAAACCGGUUUUAAAAGCUCCACUAGCAAUUUGGAAUUAGGUGUAUAGUUGGGAAUGGGAGGGAGGGCUGCUGGAGGAAGGGGGAGGUUGUGUUGUCUUAUGCUUUCACAAAAAGGUUAAAUUUAAGGCACCCAAAGAGUGAGUUACCCUGAUGUCACUCUUAAAAAAAAGCUUUGUGGGGUAUAGUAGUUUAGAUGAGGCACCGACUAUUCCAUUUGUGCUGAAGGUAAAUUGCUGGUUUACAGGCUGAAUUGUAUUUGCUCUGGUCCCCACUCAGGCCAGUGAUGGAGACUGGGCCUGCAUUGCAACAGUGCAAAUUGUAAUGAAGUAAAUCUGAGAUAUUCCAACAUUCUAAAGUUCAAUAUGGAGAAGCCAUUCUGUGUUGUACUCAAGGCUUUGAAAUCGGCAAUGGAAUUUCCAGCUGCAUUCUCUGUUUCCUAAGGAAGUAUUCCCUUUCCAUCGGCGUGAGGGGGAAAUCGAGACAAUUUUCUUUGCAUUUGCCAUGAAGAGUUUAAAAAAAAAAACCAUGGACUUCAGCUGCUGCCGCGCUAUGCACUUUCUUCCCUUCUAAAAUCCUAGCAUAGCAUUUGAUGGACAUUCUGAUUGAUACACAAGACUUUUGCAGAUUAAUAACGAAGAUGCUGUUUUUCCCUUGUUAACCCUUUCUUUAGCCCUGUUACAAGUGCACAGUUGGUUUCAAGGUGGCUCUCGAGCAAACACUACUCAAAGUUCAUGUGGAUUAUGGACAAUGUUCACUUUAAAAAAAAAGUGUGGGGGUUGUUCCUUUGCAGUAUCUGUUCUGUGAAGUUUGUUAAACGUAAAGAAAGCUUCAGUUCUUGUAUCUUUAAAGAAAAUCUUAUUUAACCCUUUUUUGUGUUCUAGAUUUACUUACACAUGUAGCCUAGAGCUCAGUUUUAGUUUAACAUUGUGAAAAUAUUAAAAGGAUUGUAAUUCUUUUUCCUCCUGCUUAAAAGAAACAAAACCAUUAAACAGAUCAGAUUAAACUUUGAA
This is a messenger RNA of Podarcis raffonei (Aeolian wall lizard), 3408 nucleotides long. It is a transcript of the gene ZFAND3, whose product is annotated as zinc finger AN1-type containing 3. The transcript is spliced from 7 exons. Gene Ontology annotation, molecular function: DNA binding; zinc ion binding. Lineage: Eukaryota; Metazoa; Chordata; Lepidosauria; Squamata; Lacertidae. The record is from RefSeq and is a predicted model, not a curated record. The coding region runs from base 280 to 990 and encodes 236 amino acids.